UAUCAUCAGUGUUUAUAAAGUGCUUUAUAAAGAAAUCCGAGCACCAUGUCCAAGGAGCACUGGAUGCGGGAUCUCCCGAGUGAACUGCGCGACCUGUCCAUCAUCAAUCUGGCUAUUCCAGGUUCCCACAACUCAAUGACUUAUGGCAUUAAUAGCAAGUCCAAACUAUCGCCCGAUGCGGAACCAGCCAUCCGGCGAUGGCACCGCUUCUUUCCCUGCUUCGUCCGCCGUUGGAGCAAGACGCAAAGCUCCGGAACUCUGGAGCAACUGCAGUUGGGAGUGCGCUACUUCGAUCUGAGGAUUGCCCAGAGGGAGGAGAAGUUCUACUACUGCCAUGGCCUUUUUGCCAUGGAGAUUUUCGAGCCACUUGAGGAGAUUCGUCAGUUCGUGGACUCGCAUCCCGAGGAGUUGGUCGUCCUGGACCUGCAGCAUUUCUACGCUUUGUCGGUGGCCCAUCAUCAGCAGCUACAUAAAGACCUAAUCCAAUUCUUCGGCCACCGACUUUACUCCACCGCCGAUGGUUCUCUCAAGGAUUGCACUCUGAAUCGCUGCCGGGAGCUUCAACGCAACCUGGUGAUCAUCUACAGGCGGUGUCCCAUUCCCUUGCCAUUGCGUUUCUGGCCCAGUUACACUUGGCCCACACCAUGGCCAAAUAAAGCGAGUGUCAAGCAGCUGCAAUCCUUUCUGGAGGACUCUCUAUUGUCGCGACAACCCCAACAGGGAUACGUUUCCCAGUGCCUCAUCACGCCCACUGGUCGCUACAUUGCCUUCCGGCUCUUCUUCACCCUGAAAAGCACAGCCAAGCGGGUGGACAAGAAGCUCCAGCCGUGGAUUCAGGAGCAGAUUCCGGGCCCCUUCGAGUCUAAAGAGGAUCCUACAGUAAAUGUAUUCCUGGCCGACUUUGUAAACCUCAAGGACGGGCAGUUCUGCGAUUGGGUGGUGGAGCUAAACACAAAGUUACAGGCGCGAGUGGCUGAGAAUCAAGAAAAUAAUUCCACUUGA
This is a messenger RNA of Drosophila takahashii, 1002 nucleotides long. Its product is annotated as PI-PLC X domain-containing protein 2. Gene Ontology annotation, biological process: lipid metabolic process. Gene Ontology annotation, molecular function: phosphoric diester hydrolase activity. Lineage: Eukaryota; Metazoa; Arthropoda; Insecta; Diptera; Drosophilidae. The record is from RefSeq and is a predicted model, not a curated record.